ACCGAGAAAUUGCAGCUAGGUAAAGCCUUAUAGCUAAUGAGAUAAACCCCUGAUAUAAACCCUUCUCCAAGAAUGAAGAGCCAGAUAUACAACCAGAGAGACCUCACUUUCUGAUUCUGAAAUGAUGCCUGAGAGUUCAGACGGGGAUAGACAAAUGGGCAAGAGGCCCAGAGUUGAUGAUACUUUGGUUAAAUGGGACAAGUACAAUGAAAAUUCUGAUUUUGCAAAAGAUGGAUUUGUCAAUCGAAUGCCACAUAAAAUGCCAACCACAGGAGCUAGAAAGGGUUGUAUGAGAGGAAAAGGGGGGCCUGAGAAUUUAAAUUCCAGUUAUAGAGGUGUUAGCCAGGGGAUUUGGGGCAAAUGGGUUUCUGAAAGUCGAGUGCCAAGUAGUAAUACACAUGGUCUGACGUUGAAGAAGGUUGCUCGUUCAUGGCUUGGUACUUUUGAUACUGCUGUUGAAGUUGCACUUGCUUAUGAUAAAGCUGCAAAGGCCAUGUAUGGUCCUGUGGCUAGGCUUAACUUCCCCAAGUCUUUGGAAACAUCAAUCUCGGAUGAGACCACAGAAUCGGAAGAUGAGGUGUUUGAUGCAACUGUAAGAGAGCCUGUAAAUGAGUGGCAUUGGGAAGCUGACAGUGUCAAAGGUGAAUUACAAAUGGAGGACGAGCUUGUUAAUAAUGAUGUAGAAGUUGAAGAACUGGCUAUCAACAAUGUAAGGGAGUCUGUAGAUGAAUGGCAUUCAGAACCCAAGGAGUCUGAAGAUGUACGGCCUUGGGAACCCAAGUAUGUGGAAUGUGAAUUGGAAAAUGAGGACCAGCUUGUUACAAAUGAUGUUGAAGUUGAAGCAGUCACUACAAACAAUGUAAGGGAGUACGAAAAUCUUCUUCAAAGUAAUGCUGAAGUUGAAAGACUUGCUAUGAACAAUGUAACAGAGGAAUUUCAAGCUGGGAGUUAUGUUGGCAGCUCCAAGCAUUGGCAUGAUAAUCAUUUGGAUAAUUAUCUUCAGGUUGGGAAAUUUGAUUCAGUACCUAAUGAGAAGCCUUAUACUAAUUUGGACUUUUCGGAUAUUAUUUCGAGAUACAGUAAUGAUUACUUAGACACUGAGCUUGCAGAUAUGAAGUGCAAUCCAAAAAAUGAUUGCAACCAUUCAAAUGAUGUUACAGUUGAUACCCCGGUAAUGAGCAAACCCAUGAGAAAAAAUUUGCUGUGAUUCUGGAAUCUGGAGACAACAAUCUGCAUAACCGAUAAAUGUGGCAAGCAACAAUCUCCAUAUAUUCUGAUGGAAACCGAAUUUUCAUUCGAGUCCUUGAUAUCAUUUUAUGAAACAUUUGUAGG
Molecule: messenger RNA, 1332 nt
Organism: Rosa chinensis
Lineage: Eukaryota; Viridiplantae; Streptophyta; Magnoliopsida; Rosales; Rosaceae
Product: ethylene-responsive transcription factor CRF6
Exons: 4
Coding region: 122-1207 (361 amino acids)
Biological process (GO): response to stress; positive regulation of DNA-templated transcription
Cellular component (GO): nucleus
Molecular function (GO): DNA-binding transcription factor activity; transcription cis-regulatory region binding
Source: RefSeq, a predicted model, not a curated record